UGCGCCGAUAACCAGUGGAAGGUUUUUGUGUCUCUCAUCCGCCACACCACCGGAAUAUUACCCGUCAAUAUGUGGGGUUCAGCUGCUGCUGUUUUGUGCCUGGUUCUCUUUUGCCACGUCUCUGCACUCUGGAAGCCCAGUAAUGAUCCCGCCAUGAGCAAUUUGGGUCUUUAUUACGAGACCAUGGAGUGUGAUGACGAAAAUGCACGAUGCGUCCACUGCUUCCAGGAGAAGGCCGCUGGGGAGGUGUAUAUGCAUACCUUUGAAUUUACAAAGGACCCCGCCAAAUACCAGAUUAACAUGUUCACAGGCAAGGUUGAUCGGAAGUUGUACGUAAUAAGAAACAACACUGAGAAGGUAUUCCGCAUGUGCUUCGAGCACAAUUGGACCCCUACUGGCCACGACGACUUCAAAGUCGACAUCUGCAUGGACAACAACUUCAAAGGUGCGCCGGUAGCCGAGGGCUGUGGCAAACCGGUGGCUGUGGUCACCUUCGACUAUCACCACUCGGAUGAUAAAAUCCACGGCCAACAAAUCGUGUACUGCACCCCGACGGUGACUCCGCAGAUGACAGGACAGCCUGCCUAAGGCGGGCUUCGGAGGUCUCCUCGAGAAUGCGCAUGGCAUAGGCCCUUUUCCUAAUUUUGACUUCAUAGAAUUCUAAAUCAUUGUCGAAAAAAAUGCUGAGUUCCAUAAGGCCUACCUCCUUUAUAUAAUGUACUGUUGUUGCUAAAUAAACGCUAUUGUGGUUCGGGAUUUUUUCCUCCAAUGAGGUCUUUAUUUGGGGAGUUUAGCUGUCAGCUGUGAAAAGGUAUGUUGAGAUGUGAUAGUCCUUGAAUGAUUUGAUAUCACGCCGUCAAUCUUUUUGAGAGUGGUAAGAGUUAUUUGGCAGUGUGACAAGUGUUGUUCAGCGCCACAGUCAGAUUGUGUUUUUAAGGUAGCACAGGACUAAAUACGUGCCCGUAGAUAAUAGCGUAAAGGGGUGAGAAAUAGCGCCGCGUGGUGACGCCCAGGAAGAUUGUGGCCAGUCACACUUGUAAGUCAAAUUUUGACUUUGGCAAUUGUUGUUCUCAAUUUCACUAAUAUUUUUGUCUGGGUAAUAUUUAGAGAUAGAGGAUAAAAUUAAAUGAUAUGAAAGAGAAAAACUAGGGGAUGAUGUGAACCUGAAUGUUAACUUUGAAUGACCUUAAAAUGUUAAGAAGCAGUUUAUGUUAUAAGAUUUACUAGAUUUGAACUCAAGUGCGUUUGUCUACCACUGUAGCUCAAAUAGCAUGUUGUAUUCGCAAAACAAUGGCUUCCAACAAGCACAUAUUUACAGUGUCGUGUUCCUGUGCAUAUGUAGCUUUUAAAGUUUUGUUUUCAUCCUAGAAACCAAGAAUUGGACUUUUCACUCUAGUGGAUAUCCUCUCCAGGAAAUAUUUUGGUAUUUCACUAUUCGCAAAUUGCGAGUAGCACUCUGGGUACCCAGUUUACAGACAGAGGAAUUGUUAUUCUUGCUCGAGGGCAAAAGGGGGUUAGCCUAUCUGUCUUGAGCAGGAGCACCCCCUCAUCAGAUGAAAAGAGCCAUGUUGGUGAGUCUUCAUUUUGGUAGCGACUCGAUCGUACGGCAUGUGUUUUCAUAGCCGUUUGUGAACCGGCAAAACGCAUUUCUGAUCAUAGGAGCCUCCGUUGCUAGGAAAAUUGUGCCCUCUCUUGGUCCACCACGGGCUGGUUCAUAACAUUAUUCCUUCAGUACAUAUGCACCGACAUCAAAAUAACAGAGCUGUGCUCGUUCACAGCUUCCUACCCUCGUCUUUUGACGUCGCUUUCAUGUGCGCCACAAAAAUCUUUCCUUGCAGCAGAAGAUGUUGGAGCACAAAUCGUGAUGAUGUAAUCAGUAUACCAAUAAUCGGAUCUUUGCAGACUGAGUUUAUUGGGGUUUUACGAAUGGAUGAAUAGGCUAUAACCCAAGGACAACGCCAUGUGUUCGAUACAGAAAAGCCGUAAUCAUUAAGCGGUACCAACACAAAAAACGUUACUGAAAUAGCAGCAAAAUGUGGUAUUGAUUUGAAAUAGGCUUUGUAACAGAGGAAGGAGGAAUCCAAAUUCGUAUUCUCGGUGAAUAGUUCUGCAUACUAAUUUGACGAGGUGAUUUACAUAACUGGCGGAUAUAUCACCACCGUACACAGCGGUGGCAAAACUCUUUGCGGAGAUUGGGGGAAAAGUUCGAAAAACAGGGGUGGGGGGUCGCUGGACAUCGCAUGACACUUGAGGCGCUGCUCAUAAUUACAAUAAUUGUACGUCUUACGUAUACUUAUAUACACCCUUAGGCCCUUAACCUUACCCAAGCGGCGUAUUUUAAGCUUUUGCAAUAUUUCUCCCUUUUUUGGCCAUGAGGAAUACAUUUCGGUUGUUAGAAACCUCGAAAAAAUAGGAGCGACAAUAUCCAUCCUCCAGUAAAAAGCUGGCUGGGCUAAAAUAUUUAACGGUAGAUAAGCCACAUAAAAACGCGUGUCCCUUCGUCGUCUUUUUCAACAGACUGAGAACGUGUACAUAGACAGCACGUCUUUAAAUUCGUCUCACGGGGUUUACAACAGUUUAAUGUGACAGUGAAGAUUCAGUUAAAUUAGAGUUAAAAUAAGAAUUUGGAGACUCUGGAUAUGAUACGAGGAUAUGAUAAAAUAUGGGUUUCUGAAGUUUAUUUUACCAGGUUCAAAAUAACCUGUAAUAAAUGUAAAAGUUAACUUACCAAGACUUCUUCAAAAGCUGCUUUUAUGCAAACGUCGAGGCUUCAAUAGACCAAAUGUUCGACUCAGAAAUUUUCAUCGCUUUCGAAUACUUAUUGGUAAAUGGAAACGUGAAAAGCCUGUGUUAGGAGUCUCUCCCGCGGUGCCUAUAGCUGUUUCCACGAACUGACUUUGCGCGCUGUCUGGUCCCCGCUCUUUGAUCAUUUUAUCCUCAAGCAAAUUUAAAUCUUCAGUUCGGAAACGGUAUACAGGCGUACCAUCUUUAUUUGGAAAGGGAAAGGAUGGUGUAAUUUACGAAAGAAAAGAAUUGGACAGUCGUUUUUUGGAAAAAUAAUCCACCCCCCAACCCAAGAUCUGGAUAAGCUUCUGGGUCAGUGCUUGUUCAAAAAUAAAGGUCUCCAGAGAUCCAUGCGCAUGGAAAUAUCCCGUUCCAUGAGUGAUGUGUCUUAUAUCCCUCUGUCCGUGUCUCUGUCGGGGAUCAGGCUGGCUUUUGGCCUGCCAGGAGUUAUAAUGGUCCCAUGGCUUGUGUAAUGGCUGUAUGGCUACAGGGAGGCAGUACAAAAUCUUUUUCAUGACCUCCAUGACAUUUUCACGUGAUUAUUCCCGGCAUUCGUCACUCUUCUGAGCUAGUUCAAUAUAUCAUAAAAAGCUAGGUCAUCGCCGAACAAAGCGCACGAGUCCGCAUAGGGCUGCGCCCACGGGGUCCACCAUAGCGAUCAAAGUAAAAUUAAUGAUCUCCACGGAGCAGACUAUCGCACGCGCGUCCAAAAUGACCUUACCUGUGUGCUUCAUUUGGGGCAUGCGCUGUUGGAAUACUCAUUGUCUGUCAGCAUGGGAGUGGGAUUUCGAAAACGGCAGACAUGAUGGCUACACCACGCACAAAGAAUGAUAAAGUGUACGGCUGUCCUCGAGAUCUCUUUCUUUAAGAGAAAAUCAAAUAACAUAUUCACAAAUAAUUUCUCUUGUUAAAAUAUUUUUUAUUUUCUUCUGCAAAAUAGUAUACAACGUGAAUAGCCAAAAUAUAUACGCAUAGUAUAAAAAUACUUAGAAUGUUAAAACGUCACACGUUACACCUGAAAAUAAUCGCAUAUAUUGAAAAGAAUCAGAAACAGAAAUUAUUUUCAAAUGCUUUAACAAAUUCGGAAUUUGAAAACAGAUUCCAACAUAAAUACAAUAUUUAUGUAUUUGUAAAAAUACUACCUGCAGUGCUGCUCACACAAGAUUUUCUCCAAAAUUCGCCACUGAAACAAUAAUUAUUUUUGAUAUGUUAUGUAACAUCUCUUAAAUGUAAUCGAAUUUUAACCCUGACAUAACGAAUUCUAAUUAAAAAUCUAAGUACCAAAAUGCA
Molecule: messenger RNA, 4074 nt
Organism: Acanthaster planci (crown-of-thorns starfish)
Lineage: Eukaryota; Metazoa; Echinodermata; Asteroidea; Valvatida; Acanthasteridae
Source: RefSeq, a predicted model, not a curated record